This is a messenger RNA of Mesitornis unicolor (brown roatelo), 1206 nucleotides long. It is a transcript of the gene GCNT2, whose product is annotated as glucosaminyl (N-acetyl) transferase 2, I-branching enzyme (I blood group). The coding region runs from base 1 to 1206 and encodes 401 amino acids. The record is from RefSeq and is a predicted model, not a curated record. Gene Ontology annotation, cellular component: membrane. Gene Ontology annotation, biological process: transforming growth factor beta receptor signaling pathway. NCBI's taxonomy places the organism in Eukaryota, Metazoa, Chordata, Aves, Mesitornithiformes, Mesitornithidae. The transcript is spliced from 3 exons. Gene Ontology annotation, molecular function: acetylglucosaminyltransferase activity.
AUGAAUACCCUCAGAUACUGCUUCUUUGCUGUCCUGAUUCUCAGUGUUUCACUUCCACUUGUUUUCUAUGCUAUUAAUUUGCAUGCACAAAAAUCUCUGAGGAGGCUGAACUUCUCGAUGAGUUCAACUUUAGCAGAAGCCUGUAAAGCACUUACUGAGGAUAAGGCGCUCUUUCUGAAGGAAAACACCUUAAAAACAUCAUUCAGAGAAUUCGGUUGCAUGGAAUACAUCACGCAGAACCACUACAUCACCCGCGCCCUCUCAGCCGAGGAGGCUGCCUUCCCCAUCGCCUACGUUAUGACCCUGCACAAGGACUUCGAGACCUUCGAGCGGCUCUUCAGGGCGGUGUACAUGCCCCAGAAUGUCUACUGUGUCCAUGUGGACACCAAGGCACCAGCCCCUUUCCAUCAGGCAGUGCAACGUCUGGUGGGCUGCUUCCCAAAUGCCUUCCUUGCCUCUCGGGCAGAGCGGGUGGUCUACGGUGGUGCCUCUCGCCUGCGGGCUGACCUCCACUGCAUGAGAGAUCUGCUGGCCUCAGCCGUGCCCUGGCACUACCUGAUCAACACCUGCGGCCAGGACUUCCCCUUGAAGACCAACAGGGAGAUUGUUCAGCGGCUGAAGGGUCUCGGGGGGAAGAACAUCACCCCUGGGGUGCUGCCUCCCCCCCAUGUCACUGCACGCACCAAAUAUGUGCACAGGGAGCAAUUGUAUUCUCUCUUUUCUUUCAUGUUGUGGACAUUUGUGCGCAAAGAUCCUCCGCCGCACAACUUGACCGUCUAUUUUGGCUCUGCAUACGUGGCCCUCACCCGGCCUUUUGUAGAGUUUGUGCUUCAGGAUCAGCGUGCCAUUGAUCUGCUGGCCUGGUCUGAGGACACCUACAGCCCUGAUGAGCACUUCUGGGUGACGCUCAACAGGAUCCCAGGUGUCCCAGGGUCCAUGCCCAAUGCAUCAUGGGAAGGCGACCUGAAAGCAGUGAAGUGGAUUGAUAUGGAAGAGAGCCAUGGAGGCUGUCAUGGCCAUUACGUCAGAGGCAUCUGUGUAUAUGGAACAGGUGACCUCAAGUGGCUUUUUAACUCCACCUGUAUGUUUGCAAAUAAGUUUGAGCUUAAAACAUACCCCCUGACUGUGGAGUGCCUGGAGCUGAGGCAUCGGCAGAGAACCUUGUCCCAGAGUGAGGUUCAGGUGGAACCCCACUGGUAUUUUUAG